Arabidopsis lyrata subsp. lyrata is the source of this 1812-nucleotide messenger RNA. Its product is annotated as proline-rich protein 4. The coding region runs from base 127 to 1575 and encodes 482 amino acids. The record is from RefSeq and is a predicted model, not a curated record. Lineage: Eukaryota; Viridiplantae; Streptophyta; Magnoliopsida; Brassicales; Brassicaceae. The transcript is spliced from 2 exons.
AUCAUAUCCUCACCUUCUCCACUAAUACUCUAUUUAUCAUAUAGUUUUUUUGUUCUUCUUAUAAACUUUAUAUUUUCAGCAAACGAAAGAGAAGUGUGUCAGAACUCUCAGAGGGUGAGAAUCCCAAUGAGGAUCUUACCCGAACCUCGAGGUUCGGUUCCGUGCAUUCUCCUUCUCGUGUCGGUUCUCUUUUCAGCGACUCUCACUCUCGCUCGUGUCGUCGAAGUUGUCGGUUACGCCGAGAGCAAGAUCAAAACCCCCCAUGCAUUUUCAGGACUCCGAGUGACGAUCGACUGUAAGGUGAAUAAAGGCCAUUUUGUUACAAAAGGCUCCGGAAACAUUGACGACAAAGGAAAAUUUGGUCUUAGUAUUCCUCAUGACAUUGUCUCCGACGACGGAGCGUUGAAGGAGGAGUGUUACGCUCAGCUUCACAGCGCGGCGGGAACCCCUUGUCCGGCUCACGACGGCCUCGAAUCCACGAAGAUCGUGUUUUUAUCCAAAUCCGGGGAUAAACACGUUUUGGGUCUCAAACAAAAUCUGAAAUUUUCACCCGAAAUUUGUGUUUCGAAAUUCUUCUGGCAUAUGCCUAAGUUGCCACCUUUUAAGGGCUUUGAUCAUCCGUUCCCUUUACCUCCACCUUUGGAACUUCCACCGUUUCUCAAGAAGCCAUGUCCACCUAAAUUCAGCCCUCCUGUGGAGGUUCCACCUCCGGUUCCGGUUUACGAGCCACCGCCAAAGAAAGAGGUUCCGCCUCCGGUUCCGGUUUACGAUCCACCGCCAAAGAAAGAGGUUCCCCCACCUGUCCCGAUUUACGAGCCAUCACCAAAGGUGGAGCUUCCACCGCCUAUUCCUAAGAAGCCUUGUCCACCUAAACCGCCGAAGAUAGAGCACCCACCUCCGGUUCCGGUUUACAAGCCACCGCCAAAGAUAGAGCACCCACCUCCAGUUCCGGUUUACAAGCCACCGCCAAAGAUAGAGCACCCACCUUCGGUUCCGGUUUACAAGCCACCGCCAAAGAUAGAGCACCCACCUUCGGUUCCGGUUUACAAGCCACCGCCAAAGAUAGAGCACCCACCUCCAGUUCCGGUACACAAGCCACCGAAGAAGCCAUGUCCGCCUAAGCCGCCGAAGGUGGAGCUUCCACCGCCGGUGCCAGUCUACAAACCACCAACGAAGAAGCCUUGUCCGCCUAAACCGCCGAAGAAAGUUGAUCCACCGCCGGUUCCAGUCCACAAGCCGCCGCCAAAGAUAGUCAUUCCACCGCCGAAGAUAGAGCACCCACCUCCAGUUCCGGUUUACAAGCCGCCGCCGAAGAUAGAGCAUCCACCAAUCUACAUUCCACCGGUAGUGAUCCCGAAGAAGCCGUGUCCUCCGCCGGUACCAGUAUACAAACCACCGGUGGUGAUUCCGAAGAAGCCGUGUCCUCCGCCGGUACCAGAAUACAAACCACCGGUGGUGAUACCAAAGAAGCCAUGUCCGCCACUUCCACAGCUUCCACCACUUCCAAAGUUUCCACCUCUUCCUCCUAAAUACAUUCACCACCCCAAGUUCGGGAAAUGGCCUCCACACCCUUGAGAAAAUUAAAUACGUAUAUAUAUAUAUAUAUAUAUAUAUAUAUAUAUAUAUAUACGUAUACUCAUGUAUAAUCAACGUGUUGCCUUUUUAAUACUUUAUCUUUGCAUGUUCUCUUUAUAUUUUGUUUCUUUUGUUGGCUUUCUCUCUGAGUUAUCUUAUAUGUGUAGACUGUUUGUUUAUAUUCCCGCAAUAUUCUUCCAACAAUAAUAUGGUAAUGAUACGUUUCUCUUUUUAUCA